UGUUCCACUGCAUACACCUAGACGGCGUUAUCUCUCUACUCUUUUCAUUAAGUAAUUGAAGCGAACACCUAGACGGCGUUACGAUGCACGUCGCGCGAACCUAAACCUGGCUUCCUUCCAGCGAGGUCCACCCGCUCGAGCUCUCUUGCCGCCGCCCCGGCGGAGGUUUUGUCGUCCUCAGACGUCGGCACGGGCGGGGGUCUACAUCCUGCCGGAGAUCAACUCCCGGUUCGUCCGCCUGGCCGCCAGCCGCAGUUCCACAAGGGGCUCCGCGUCACCGACGCCCUCGCCACGGAAGUUGUGGUGACGAUCCUCGUCCGCAAGGUCAACAAAUCCUUGUUUCUCUCAUCAACAGCGGCAAGGACUAGGGAGUCAGUAUUGAUGGCCAGGUUCCGCACUCUCUGCGUCUUGGGGUUCUGACAGAUGAGGGCGCAGGGAUGAUGAUCACUGGGUGAUUGAUGAUGCCAAUCAUGAAAGGCUUGAGGUGGUGAUGCUGCUGUUAGUGAAGUGUGGGCGCCGCAACAAGGCGAUGUGGAACCAAACGAGGCAUCAACAGGAAAUGGUUCCGCGGAUUCCAAGGUUGGCAUCACUCGGAGCACAGCAAGAGCAAGGAAGAUUCCGCAGCAUCACGAGGUUCCUCUGCUUGGCGUCGUCUGUCUUCCGGUGAUCACAAGGGGCAGGCGCGGUGCAAAUUGAAUGCGGGGUGACGACAAUGGUUCCGCCGCCAUCCUCGUCUUGGUUGUUGUCGACGACUCCGUCGACAUCAUCAUGAUAAUAAAGAUUAGAGACGAAAUGGACGCACUGCGAAUGGCUCUGCUCUUUUCCCCACCGGACACUGCUCUCAUUCUUUGCCUCCAACUUGAUCUUGACACCACCAAGGAGGGUAUGCGUCCAAGGAGCGGGCUCCACGGUUUGGCAAUUUGCCGGCACCGCGUCGGAGGCCCUAUUCCCACCAAGGACGGCACGUACGAGUGCUCUGUGUCUUUUGCUCCGUCUCUUUCUUCUGUCAUGCCCGGUUUGUGUCUUUUCCAACAUAAACAGUGAAUGCAUACAGAAGCGCCACCUUCUUCCUUUUGCCGAACACUGUUCCUCCGCACCCGGUGAUUUACACCGAUGGACGUGACCUCACUGGCAUAACCACUCUUAUAAUAACAGUCCCAGUGGAUGGCACCUCGCUUAUCUCCGAAACCUGCAACAUCAUGCAAGCCUUUCCAGUCCACCGCCUGCAGCCGCUGCCUCCGUCGACCAAGCUCCUGCCCUUGCCCACCACCGCCUCUGCCCAUCGCACCAUCCCCUUUGUCUCCUCUGCGGCGGCAUCUUCUCCCUCCACCUCCCAGCUCGCCGGCUCUGCCACGGCCCCGGACUCGCCCACCGCGGCAUUCUGGGACUACCAGCUGCUCUUCGCCUCCCAGCGGUCGGAGACAGCCGAGCCGGUGCUCCUCCGGGUGGCCCACGGCUCGGUCCCGGUCGACUUCCCUCGGGGCACGUACUACCUGGCUGGCCCGGGCAUAUUCUCCGACGACCACGGGUCGACCGUAAACCCGCUGGACGGCCACGGGUACCUCCGCGCCUUCGACUUCCGCGGCAGCAGCGAUGAGGUCUGGUACUCGGCGCGCUACGUGGCGACGCCGGCGCAGCGGGAGGAGCGGGAGGCGGCGACUGGCCGGUGGCGGUUCACGCACCGGGGGCCCUUCUCGGUGCUGCGGGGCGGCAGGCGGGUGGGGAACCUGAAGGUGAUGAAGAACGUGGCUAACACCUCGGUCCUCAAGUGGGGCCCUAGGCUGAUGUGCCUGUGGGAGGGCGGGGACCCAUACGAGAUCGAUCCCGCGUCGUUGGAUACGGUGGGGCUGGUCGACCUCGUCGGGAGUGGUCAUGGCGAUCGACGGCAGACGGAUGGAGGCAGCCGCGGUCGAGCAGUGGACGUCGCCGCACACUUGUUGAAGCCCAUAUUGCGAGGAGUGUUUAAGAUGCCUCCAAAGAGGCUGCUGGCUCACUACAAGAUAGAUGCCAAGCGGAACAGGCUGCUGAUGGUCUCCUGCAACGCUGAAGACAUGCUCCUUCCUCGCUCCACCUUCACUUUCUACGAGUUUGACUAUAACUAUGAGCUGAAGCAGAAGAAAGAGUUCGUCAUCCCUGAUCACCUGAUGAUCCAUGAUUGGGCCUUCACUGACAGUCACUAUGUCCUCCUUGGAAACCGCAUCAAGCUUGAUAUCCCUGGAUCGUUACUAGCAGUGUCAGGCCUACACCCAAUGAUAUCAGCACUUGCAGUGAACCCCAGCCAACCCUCAACACCAAUUUAUGUGCUGCCCCGUUUCUCCCAGAGUCCCAUCCGAGGCAGGAACUGGCUUGUGCCCAUACAAGCUCCAUCCCAGAAAUGGGCACUGCACACAGGGAAUGCAUUCGAGGAAAGGGAUGGAAAUGGGAACUUGAAGAUCCAGCUCCAAGCCUCGGUAUGCUCCUACCAGUGGUUGAAUUUCCACAAGAUGUUCGGAUACAACUGGCGUACAGGAAAGCUUGACCCUUCUUUCAUGAACCUGGUUGAUGGAAGGGAGGCUAUGCUGCCCCACCUGAUUCAGGUGAGUUUGGAAGCCCGUGAAGCUAAUACCAUGUAUCGCAGAACGAAUGACGCAUGCAUGCACUUCCAGGUAUCGAUUGAGUUGGACGCAAAAGGGACUUGCUAUGGAUGCUCCAUGGCAAAUCUCUCGAACAUAUGGAAUAGACCUGCAGACUUCCCGGCGAUCAAUCCAUACUUCUCCGGUCAGAAGAACACUUAUGUUUAUGUGGGCUCCAGUUCUGGAACCCGGAGAUUCUUGCCUCGCUUUCCCUUUGACAGCAUAGUUAAGCUGGACUUAUCCGAUGGAUCAGCAAAGUCAUGGUCUACCGGCGACCGGAUGUUCGUCGGCGAGCCAAUUUUUGUUCCCAAAGGCACAGAGGAAGAUGAUGGUUACGUUCUCGUUGUUGAGUAUGCUGUCGCAAAGCAAAUGUGUUACCUCGUCAUACUGGAUGCUAGAAGAAUAGGGGAAGCCGAAGCAGUCGUAGCAAAGCUCGAAGUGCCAAAACACCUGACCUUUCCUAUCGGCUUCCAUGGAUUUUGGUCUACCAAAUGACAGCAGAAGCUGCAACAUAUGAGCCUUCAUUUCAAGCAGAGCCUAAUGGCUUCCACCAAUUGUCCACUUCCACAGUCAAUUCUGUGAUCCAAGUAACAGCUCCAUGAAUACACUAACAUGUAUUUGUUGUCGAUGAUAUCUGACCAUGUAGUUUAUCUCAUCCUAUCAAUAAUAUGAGAUGAAUUUAUUCUGUUUCUUCAUGUUUUC
Musa acuminata AAA Group (dessert banana) is the source of this 3314-nucleotide messenger RNA. RefSeq names its product carotenoid cleavage dioxygenase 7, chloroplastic. Gene Ontology annotation, biological process: carotene catabolic process. Bases 1200 to 3107 code for a protein of 635 amino acids. Gene Ontology annotation, molecular function: 9-cis-epoxycarotenoid dioxygenase activity. The transcript is spliced from 7 exons. The record is from RefSeq and is a predicted model, not a curated record. Lineage: Eukaryota; Viridiplantae; Streptophyta; Magnoliopsida; Zingiberales; Musaceae.